Molecule: messenger RNA, 1416 nt
Organism: Humulus lupulus (European hop)
Lineage: Eukaryota; Viridiplantae; Streptophyta; Magnoliopsida; Rosales; Cannabaceae
Exons: 2
Coding region: 1-1416 (471 amino acids)
Source: RefSeq, a predicted model, not a curated record
AUGGGAGUUUUAUACCUUAGUCUCUUUAGAGGGUGGUGUUUUUCUUCGAAUUCUGCUCAUCAUCAUAAUGGUCGAAUUGUUCUUGCUUGGAACCCGCUGAGCUCUGAUGUAGAUAUUCGGGAUUGCACCAGCCAAUACAUUCACACUAUUAUUAAACCCAAGCAUGCGGACCCGUUUGAGGCGACCUUUAUUUAUGCUUCGAAUGAUUCAAAUGAGCGAAGUGGUCUUUGGAAUGAUCUUAUGGUUAUUUCUCGGAAUCAAACUAGUCCUUGGAUUCUCUUAGGGGAUUUUAAUUCUGUUAUGUACCCGGAAGAGCGUGUUCGUGCUGGAAAAUUCACUAGUGCAGAAGUCCAUUUUUUCCCGGAAGGGAAUUUUGAUCAUUGCCCUCUUCUGUUGGCUGUUUAUCCUUCUUAUAGCAAUGGCCUAAAACCUUUCAGAUUUUUUGACAUGUGGUGUUCCCAUCCAGACUUUAACAGGAGGUUUUUGGAGAGUUGGAAGGAGCCGGUUAUUGGUACUCCUAUGUAUCGCUUGUGUGUGAAGCUGAAGCGUGUCAAGGCUAUCCUUCGUGAGCUCAACAAGAAAGGGUUUGGUGAUGUGGAAAUUUCAGAGGCUAACUCGAGGAAGCAUCUUUUGGAGUGUCAACUUGCUGUCAACAAAGAGCCCCAUAAUCAUGUUCUUAUUGAGGCUGAAAUUAAAGCUAGAGAAGACUAUAAGGAGGCUUCUAAAAACUAUACAUCUUUUCUUCAGCAAAAAGCUAAAAUGAAUUGGCUCAAGGAUGGAGAUAGUAACACCAAGCUUUUUCAUUCCAGCAUCAAGAAGAGAAGGAAAUGUAACACAGUUUAUGCCAUUAAUGAUUGCAAUGGUAUACUUAUGGACAAUCCUGAGAAUGUUAAUAAAGCAUUCUUAGAUUUCUAUUCUACACUCCUUGGUUCUAAGCUCGAGCACAGGAAGAAGGUCUUCAUUAAGGUUGUUCAAGAUGGGCCGACCUUAACAGAUCAGCAAGUUCAGUACUUGGAGCAGCCUUAUUCGCUUGCGGAAAUAAAAGGAGCUCUUUUUUCCAUUCCGAAUGAGAAGGCUCCGGGUCCGGAUGGCUUUAGUAGCGGUUUUUUCAAGAAUACUUGGGAGGUAACAGGGAAAGAUUUUCUUGAAGCUAUCUUAUCUACCUUGAAUUCGGGCAAACUCCUUAAAGAGGUAAAUGCUACUACCUUGACGUUGAUUCCUAAAUUGAACUGUCCGAAUAGUGUUAGUGAUUUCAGACCCAUUGCUUGCUGCAAUGUGGUCUAUAAAACUAUCAUGAAGGUGCUUUGUACUAGAAUGAGACAAGUCCUUCCAAGCCUUAUAGCGGACAAUCAAGGAGGGUUUGUACAUGGCCGGUAUAUCGCUCAUAACAUUCUUAUUUGCCAAGACCUUGUGUAA